ACUCAGUGACUGAUGCAAGUCCUCAGCUGGCUUCAUGCUGUGAGCUACUGGAGCUCAUUCUCCGCAAAGGAUUGCUGCGAGGUUGUUGUCGUCCUCGAAGUCCACACAGAGCUGGCAGCAUUGCUUUGAUAUACCCAAAUCCUCAUGAAGCAGAAUCCAGCUAAAGUUGGUCCAUCUCUGGAUGCCUCAGGAUCCUCACAGGGUUGGCCUCUGUCUACUGGAGCUGGCACAAUCUGUAGAUGCCUCAGGAUGGGUAGAAAAAAAGGAACAGGUGGAAAUGAAUUAGCGUAGCUGCCUUUACAAAAUAAAUGAGUAAUUGUUAAUAGAGUAUUUAUGGACAGAGUUUCAAGAAUCAGCAAUUUGUAACAGUCGGCAGGGAAGCUGUAACAGUGUUCAGACAUAUGAUAGUCUUCAGGACAGAGGAGUUUUCUGUUUCUAGGUAACAUGACAAUCAACUGCAAUGGGUCUGUUAACUUCAUAAGACAGAGAAAAGAGAGGAUGGUGAAGGAGCUAUGGGUUAUAGCUGUUUACGAGGAAAUAAACUGAUUGUGAACAUUAAAUGGAACUGGAAAAAAUGGAAUAAAAACCACUACAAGACGGGCUCUUUUCAGAAAACAAUCCAUCACACCACCCCAUUAUUUACUUAUAACAGCACAGCUCCUAGAUUUUGAUUGUUAAGCAUAAUACAGAUCUCAUGUCUAGUUAGAUGCUAUAAUUUUUUCUAUGUACAUUAAGGCACAUUUGGGAAAAUUUGCAUGCAAAUGGACUUAUAGGACAAGAACAGCUUAUGAUGCCUGAUUGCAUCUCACAGAACCUCAUAAACACACACACAUGGCACACAGUGUAUACAUACAGUACAUGUAAUGAUGCAUAUGAUGUGCUACCUUUUUUUCCCCUGCCUGCAGAACCAGUGCUGUGUUUGACACACAGAGACUACUGGUGUUGUUUCGAGCAGUUAGUUCAUCUGGACACAUGUGGAAGGCUGAGCGCUGUCUCUUUAGCCGUACAGCAGACCACAGCGUGUCCCAAACUCCUCAGCGCUCAGGGCCGAGGACGCUACUUCAUCCGCCUGAUGCUGAGCAGGAGAACUCUGGGAAAUGUAGUCAGCCAUCUGCUACACACAUCCAGCAUUAUGGAGUGGUACAGUCCUGACAUUUCUGUAUUGAGGAAUGAGGAAUUUGUAGAGCCUUUUCUGUCCUUGUGUCUGGUUCUCUCUGAAAUGGAGUUCAAACUCAACAUACAGAACUGCAGCUUUCUGGAUGAGAGUUGGCUGCUCCCGGUGUGUGAAACGUAUGAGGCUGUGCCGUGUCGCGAGCUGGGGAUGGUUCUCAGAUAUCUGGACAGGCGUGUGUUUGUGAUGGAGCUGCUCCGAGGCGGUGUGGCUCAAGCAGACAUGUUUGCAGAGCCCGGCGACAUCAUUGAUGAAAUCAAUGGCAUAUCGCUGAGAAAUUCCAAUAAUGGACAGGCAGGUGUGGUGCUGUCCAGAUUAAAAGGACAGCCUUUGUCCCUGCGCCUGUUGCGCUGGAGAGGUGAGAACGGCGCUGUGUAUCGCCCCCUGGUGCCUCUUUUACGCCAGCUGAAACAGGAGAAUCCCUCGCUGGAGUUCGGCUCGUCUCUUCCCAAACCACCUGUGCAGCGUGAUAACCAGAGCCAGUGUGUCAAAGAGGGACGGAUCCUGUAUGCAGUGCAGCUGUUAGGAAAAACAAACAUAGGAAUGUAUGGAGGGAAGGAGGUUCUGCAGUACGCCAUACCCACUGUGCUGCAAAAGAGACAGAGCAAGAAGGACGUGCUGUUGGACGUGAAGGAAACGCACCUGACCUGCACUGAUAAAUCCAAUAAACAGCAGCUGUUCCAGCAUCACUUUCCUGAGAUUUCUUGUGUGGGGAGAUUCGGCAAGCCGGAUUUCACCAUCUUCGCUUUCUGUGUAGGAGAUACUCCAGAUACGGGUUUGUGCUGUGUGGUUCUGCAGGCGACAUCUAGCGCUGAGUGUGAGGAGAUCGUCCACCGCAUCGCUGCAGGGUUUAAAAGCACUGAAUGGUUUGUGUGAGGAAUCUACAUGAGCACUGACAACACUGAGAGGUUCACAAGUUUCCAUGAAGAACUAUAUUAACUUCUUUCAGCAGCAAAACACAUCGUUCUGCAGGACAGGGCUCGGCUUCGGACACAGGUUAAAUUUUAUGUCGUUGGUCAGUUUCUCGGACAAACCCGAGGGUUAUUUUCAGUGUACGUGCUAUACACAUGCCCUCACCAGCCACUUUAUUGUUUUUUAAAAUUAAUGUAGGACUACUGACUGAUCAUGUCUGAGCACAUUAUUAUCCUGGUGACGGAAUAAUUUUAGCACAAAAUAUGUCUUUCUACAAAUAACUAAAUGUAAAAAUGAGUCAAACUCUAAAUGUCUAACACACCUGUAAAUGAAGGCUUGUGAAUCUGUGUGCAGAGAUUUUACGUCUGACCACUUUAUUAUUUAUUAUGACCACAUGCUCAUUCCUGUAGUUAUAUAAGCAGCCAAUCAUGCUGUAAUGCAAAUUGGACAAAACUGGUCUUUAACUGUCCCGUUUUGGGUGAGUCUGUACCCAUGAUAGCUUCCGUGUUCAUUUUCUAGUUUCUGGAUCUACCUCAAGGUUUGAUGUGUUGUGUGUUCUGAGAUGCCUUUCUACUCACCCUGGUUGUAAAGAGUGAUUAUAUGAGUUACCGUAUCCUUUCUGGCAGCUCUGGCCAUUUUCCUCACACCCUCUCAACAACCUUAUCAACAAGGUGUUUCCACACAGAGAUGACACUCACUAAAUGUGUUUAGUGUCGCUUUUUAAAACCCUAGAGAUCGUUGUGUGUGAAAAUCUCAGGAGAUCAGCAGUUUCUGAAAAACUCAAACCAAUCUAUCUGCCAUCAACAACCAUGCCACGGUUAAAGUCACAUUUUUUUCCAUUCUGAUGUUUGAAAUGAACAUAAACUGAAGCUAAACCUCUAUCUGUUUACCUGGAUGCAUUGUCCUGCUGCCACAUGAUUGGCUGCAUGAAUGAGCAGGUGUUCCUAAUAACGUGGACAGUGAAGGUAUUUUAUAUAUGGCUACUGUAAUGAAUAUAAUAUAUAUUGAAUAUUUUUACAUUUUCUUCACACUUGUGGAGUUAAAAAUAUUUGAAGUAUGUCCCGAUUUUCUUUUCCUUCAGUGGUAUUGCAACUCUGUGUGUAACUAUUGUUUAAAAGGUGUUGCUUGUUACUAAAAAAAGUAAGAAUGAAUCAUUGCCAUAAUGAAUCCUUAGGGGACGUUGGGAGGAGAGGAACAAGAUGAGUUCAAAAACAAAUCUGGGUAUGUAGAUACAGGUAAAAUUUAUGAUCAGCUUAAAGUACAUAACAUACUGUAUUAACGUGUGCGAUGUGACUACAUAUGUUUUCAUGGUUUCAUUGUGAGUUCUGUCCGGUUCACCAAAUGUAGCUUGCGCAUAAGUGUUCUUUUAUACACUUUUAUUCAAACUCUUAUAAUAAAACAUGAUAAAUACCCGACACAAUAAAUCAACGUAAUAAAAUAUAUACACACACACACCAAAUAACAAAAGU
Messenger RNA from Hemibagrus wyckioides, 3552 nucleotides. RefSeq lists its product as uncharacterized. The coding region runs from base 788 to 2047 and encodes 419 amino acids. The record is from RefSeq and is a predicted model, not a curated record. The transcript has 15 exons. Gene Ontology annotation, molecular function: protein binding. NCBI's taxonomy places the organism in Eukaryota, Metazoa, Chordata, Actinopteri, Siluriformes, Bagridae.